Molecule: messenger RNA, 806 nt
Organism: Didymella exigua CBS 183.55
Lineage: Eukaryota; Fungi; Ascomycota; Dothideomycetes; Pleosporales; Didymellaceae
Exons: 1
Coding region: 173-694 (173 amino acids)
Source: RefSeq, a predicted model, not a curated record
AACGGAAUCCUGCAUUUAUCCUUGAAGGUACGCCUCUGAUACUGUGGAUAACCGCUGUCAGACCAAGACGAGGUGUCGAAGAAGUACAUCAUCCCGACGUUCCAACCUUCCGAACUAGUGCUAGAACGAAACGGGAAAACGGAGUCCAGCGAUACGCUCAGCAUCCACUGAUAUGGAUCAUCAAUAUUGUAUUUUGUGCUACGACCGUUGGCACAUCUCCAGACUCUAUCCUCCGCGCUACCUCAAAGGGCAAAGCCGGCCCCACACUGAAAAUGACGUGCAUUACAACGCAUGGAAAGCACUGGUCAGUCUGAGCGUAGCACUGCGUCAACCUGCAAGCCAAGGUUCAGCAUUGGCCAAAAGUCACAAUUUGCGAGUUUGUACUACCUAUGCCAAUGCCGAAAGAGGCGGGCUUGCGCAAAAAAGCAGACUUUUCAGACAACUCUUACCGGUUCUGAUGAGGGGCAUGAAGAUGACCUGGAUCUGUGAGGCUUCAGUUCUCGGUUUGCAGGCUGAGAUCCUGCGGGUUCAAGCGCAUGGACACACAGAGUUACGCUCAUGGUCAGAACCGACUCUAACAAUGGCGCAUGUUGAAGUUUUAAGAGACCUCCCCACAACUUGUCUUUGUCUAAACAUCGUUUCGAGUCUCCGGUUCAUAUGUGUGUGGAUCCAGAUUUCGGUUCGAGUUUCCUGAUAAACAUCAAGAGAGCACGCGAAAGGAAGAUUGCGGGAUACUGGGCACCUUGCCCCGGCAUCUGCAGGUCAUGCUUGCUUACGGUCAAAAUGGGUCUGGUCGCUUCCAGACU